AGCCCCUGCCGCGCGCCCCAGCGCCCAGGACCACGCCCCAGAGCCCUGCAGGGCCUUUGGCCGACCAAGCCACCCAGGCCAGCCGUGCCCAGCCCCUGCUAGCCACCUGCCUACCACUUCUGCCCGCCAACCCUGCUGCCAGCCAUGCCAAGGGCCAUGCCACAGCCCCCAGCAAGCCAGCCAAAGGCCUGCCAGCCACCAACAGCCUUUGGACAGCCUUGGGCAGCCAUGGCCAAGUUUGGGCAGCCAAGGCCUUGGCCAACCUAGGCCAAGCCUUGGCCAGCCUAUGCCACACCUUGGCCAACCUAGGCCACACUUCCCACUAGUUGUUUGUCCCCCAUGAAGAACCUAUAAAUAUGUGUUGUGCAAGCUUGUGAGGGAUCUUUUGAACACCUUAGAACCUUGUGUAUUUCGGCCUUAGGCUUGGGAGGGCUUUGCCCUAUUGUAUUUGGUCCUUGAGCUUGCUCUUGGACUUGGGCUAGGGGAGACCCAUCAUAGUUUUCUCUAGAUAUUUUGCUUGUAGCUUCAUUUGGGAAUAGAAUCAAUCAGUCAAGCUUUCCUCUACAUAUCUUCUAUUGAGUGAUUGUCUUCUUCUCAAGCCAAGGGUCGGGCCAAGCUGCAACCAGUAGACCCGUCCCUUGUCUUGAUUCCCACGACCAUCCGAAGGAGUGCGUCCAUCCAUUCGAACAAGCUAAGGGCCGGGCCAAGCUGCAGCCAGUAGGCCCACCCUUUGACUUGCAUCUGCGACCGUCCUAAGGAUUGCAUAGCACCCGGCGUUACCCGUUCGGCCCGCGUUCCUACGAUUCUAAGGCAUCCGCAAGGAGCCAAGGUGCUAGGCUUGGUGUGGCGGGUCCAGGCCGAGAGACGCCCUCCAACAAUGGUGCUUUCAUUGAGAGAUUUCGUCGGAAGAAGUUCCUAGAGAAGCUCCGUCGAAGAUCUCUCUCCAAAGAGGUAACGCCUUUAAACCUAAGAAAAUUUCAGAUUUGGGUUGAGUUAAGGAGUUUUACUUAUUGCACACUCUAGAAAGUGAGGUUCACUACUUAUUGCCUAUUGCACAUAUCUUAUUUGAUUGAGAGUGUGGGUGGAUACAUUUGAAGUUUAUAUUCCUUACAAUUGGUGCUUAAAAUUCUGCAAUAUAUUCUUACGUUUGCAAAAGAGGAGUGAGCAUAUUUUUUUGUAAAGAGGACGGAUUGUGUUCUAGAUUGCUCAUCAUAGGGAUGGUGCCAAUGGGGAGGCUAAUGGUAGUACCCGGCACUAUUUGACCCAACUAUUCGGUGUAGGGCACAUUAGGGACGGCACAAGAGGGAGGCUAGUGGUAGUACCUCGUGCCCUUUCCCAACUACAUCGGAUAGGGAGCAAAUAAAGUUUCAAAACGUCUCUCUUGGAAAAAAGAAGAGAGAGUUUUACUUGUUGUAAUUGGAGAAGAUUGAGUGGUGUUCAUUCCAAUUUUUAUAAAAAGAGGAGGGUCGGUUCAUUCCUUGGGUGACGACCAAAGGAGGUUAGAGAGGUGUUUUGGAGAACAAAAUUUUUAUGAAGACCGAAGGGUUGGAGUGAAAGAAUUGGAGUAAAUAUGGUAAAUAUCAUGGAGGAGAGUGAGGCUUGUUUAAAGAGGGCAAAUGAGACCCUAAUCUAAAAUUAGAAAGAAUCUAAAGGAUAGGGAAGAAAGAGAGAGGAAAGAUGAAUUCUUGAGGAAAAGAGAAGAAAGAAGAAUAGAUGAGAGAAGAAGGGAGAAAGAAGUAAGGAGGGAUGAAGAAAAAAGAAGAGAAGAAAAGAUAAGUAAUUGGGGGUAUAGGAGUACUCAAGGAGCAAGUAGCUAUGCUAGCCACCAUGGGGAGCAUGGCUAUAGGGGAAGUAGGUGGAGAGAGGCCCAAUUGAUAAUGAUAAAAAGGGAGUUAGAGAAGGCCCGGGAGUGCAUGAAGCUUGGGGCAAACCGUGCUAGUAUGAAAGAACCCUAGAAGGAGCCCAUAGAACCCAAGUUUGAUUCCCAAAAUUUCUGCAGCAAAACCCUUCCCUACUCGCAUACGGAGGUGACUCGACGGGCUGAUUUUGAAGCCCAUCUUGUGGCACCAAAACCACUCCCAAUUGCUGUUACAAUGGAGUACGCAGUGGAGGGUAAUGAAGAAGAAAUUCAGCAUCCUGUGGCUGUGCACGAGCAUGAUUCUGCAGCUGGAAAUUCUGCAACCACAGAAAUUCCAGCAAAUUCUGCAGCCCUCCCAACCACAACUCAAGCUGAGGUAUUCCUCCAAACUUGGGCUAAUUAUCAUCAAGAUAUAGAAGCUCAUGAGGCCCAAGUUGCUGCAAAAAAAUCUGUGGGUGACAACAGCAAAACAGAAGCCCCUACUACCCUCAACCGAGCCAAUUUGUUGGACCAAGACAGCAAGGAAGAAGCUGCUGCAACUUUGGAAGUGGACAGCAGCAAAUUGACAUCUCCCAAGGGCGUUCAAGUGAGCUUAUUUGAAGAUGACAACAAGGAACGCCACGCUAAGAAAGUUUGCAGCCAACCCAAUGAAGUGAAGGCAAGCAACAAGAAGGAAGAUGCUGCAGCACAACUUGCAACAGCAAGUUUAGAAGAAGCAAAGCAAUAUGAGAUGGCUGUUGCGGGAGGCUCAAAUUGGGGAAUAACUGGAGACAUGGAGGAUCACAUUGGUGCCACACUUAGCAGCAGCAAGUUGUUGACGUAUGACCAUGGCUACAAAACCAACUUAUUAGAGAAGAUCCUAACUCCACAACAGCAGAAAAUUAGGGAGUUGUUGCAGUGGUUUGAGUUCAAGCUUGUCUACCUCCCAAGGGGAGGAAUGGAAGAAGCCAAAGAAAGUGAUGAUGGGGCACUUAAGGGUGCCAAAAGUAUGAUGAAGGGUACAACCCAUGAAGCAAGGUGGAGGGAUGUUCAAAUGAUAAACAUGGAGUAUGAGCCCUUCGACAACCACCAUGGGAUUGAUCGGUUGGAGCACAUCAUCCAAGAAGAGCUUCCAUUGUGCUCAAGAAAAGAUUGGAGGAAACGAAAGAGAUGGCAAGUGCUUAUCCAUUGGAAGAGAAGACCAAGAGAAGGAGGUUCGUGGGAGCCCUAUUGGCGGUGGCCAAUCAUAAUCCUUGAGGUCAAGGAAAUUUUUCAAGGGGGAGGGAAUGUUGCGGACCCAAGCCUGCCACACCGCCAAGACGUCAACCGUGGAAGACUUCGGGCCUUGAUGGUACCAAAGGAGGGCCAAACCAUGGCCAAAGUCUUGUGCUCGCCCGUGCAUGACAAGGUGUGGCAUAGGCUGGCCAAGGCUUGGCCUAGGUUGGCCGGGCGGGCGCGGGCGCGGGCGCUGGGCGCGCCGCGCGGGCGCGUGGGCUGGAGGCCGCGCGCAGGCUGGUGCGUGGGCGUGCGCCCUUGCUGGUGCGUGCGCCUGUGGCCGGGCUGCUGCAGUGGGCGCGCGCAGGGGCCGGCGCGUGUCGUGAGCUGGCCGCGCGUUGCUGUGGCUGGCCGCGCGCUGCUGCAGUGGGCGCAGAACCUCGCGCAGGCGCUGGGCUAG
This is a messenger RNA of Phoenix dactylifera (date palm), 3512 nucleotides long. The record is from RefSeq and is a predicted model, not a curated record. Lineage: Eukaryota; Viridiplantae; Streptophyta; Magnoliopsida; Arecales; Arecaceae.